Molecule: messenger RNA, 2420 nt
Organism: Setaria italica (foxtail millet)
Lineage: Eukaryota; Viridiplantae; Streptophyta; Magnoliopsida; Poales; Poaceae
Product: DNA polymerase alpha subunit B
Exons: 16
Coding region: 138-2021 (627 amino acids)
Biological process (GO): DNA replication initiation; DNA replication
Cellular component (GO): alpha DNA polymerase:primase complex
Molecular function (GO): DNA binding
Source: RefSeq, a predicted model, not a curated record
CCUCAUUUCCCGCCACCCCACCUCGCUCUGUCCCCAGAUCCCUCGCCUUCCUCUCUCUCUCCACCCACGCCGCAGGGUCGCCGUCCCCCGCUCACGAAGUACCCUCGACUGCGCAGAGAGUAAGCAGCGGCGGGGCGAUGGAGGCAGAGAUCCGUGCGGAGCUUGAGAGCAGCGGCUUCUCCAUCGGGGGCGCCGGCCCCGAGGAUGCCGCCCAGAUCCUCUCCACGCUGCUGACCUACUGCAUCAACUACAAGAUGAGCCCCGCGGACCUCGUCUCCAACUGGGAGGUCUACUACCUCAACAGGCAAUUGGAUGGCUUAAAGCUUCAAAGGUCAUAUCUUGAUGGUUUUCAGUCGCACCUUCAAAAUGAAGUUAAAGAAAGGAUAAUAGAAGAAGAGGCCGACCUUCACAUUUACUCCAGUAACGAUGUUGACAUGCUCUUGAACAAUUCACACGCAGAUGAAGCAGCAUUUCUUGAGACGCCAGGCUCUAAACAGGAAAAAACCCCUGGAGAGCCAUUUAACUCUGAGCUAACUCUGACAAGCGACAGACCAUCAUCCAGCAGAGUGGCCAAAACAAAUGGUGACCGCAUUACCCCUUUCGCAACUCGAGUAAAUAAAUUUACUCAGCAGUACGUUCUUAAUGCUGAUAAUGCGGCUAGCAUGCCAAGCACACAUGAGGCUGAAACCACAGAUGAUGAAGUAAUUAAAAGAAUCCAACCAAGUCAAAGAUGUUCCUUACAAGUUCAGCGCUCACAGCCUGAACCAGGUUGCAGGUUCAUGUAUGAUAGAAUGGAAGACAGAUUUAAUUACUUGGAAGAUCGGUUACGAAAAUCGGCAACCUUGUUUUCUGCAUCUGGGUUUUGUGGAGAACCUGCAGAUGCUACUCUUGCUUCAGAGGAGAAAAUGUUUGCAGUCGGCAUGGUAACCUGUGAUGGGGAAGGUCGUUUGAAUGAAAAAUCCAUCUUGCUUCAGGGCAGUGUCGAGCACUCCAGGGGACAGCGUGUGCGCCUUGACUUGAAGGAUCUUGAUCACUUCUCUUUGUUUCCUGGACAGGUGGUGGGUAUUGAAGGCCACAAUCCCAGUGGACACUGUUUCGUUGCAUCAAAGUUGAUUGAUUCGAUACCGGUCUCUGUGGAUGCUCAACUUCCUAGUGCUAAGAAACAAGCUGUUGACAAUGGAAACCACCACCAAAAUUCUGACGCUGGCACUCUGCCAAGAGCAUUGUCAUCGGUCAUUGCGGCAGGUCCCUACACAACCACCGAUAAUCUGUUGUUUGAGCCAUUGCAAGAACUUCUGUCAUAUGCUUGUCGUAAGCAACCUCAACUGCUCAUAUUGAUGGGACCCUUUAUUGAUUCUGAUCAUCCUGACAUAAAAAAGGGAACUGUUGACCAGACAUUUCAUGAUAUUUUCCAUUUUGAAAUUCUGAGAAAGAUACAAGACUUUACCCAGUAUUUGGGGAACACCGUCCGUGUAAUUCUCAUUCCAUCCGUGCGUGAUGCUCACCAUGACUUUGUUUUCCCUCAGCCUGCAUUUGACUUGAAUUUACCAGAAGAUAUCACACAUCAGAUUUCUUGUCUGGCAAAUCCAAGUCUAUUCAGCUGUAACCAGAUACACUUUGGCUGUUGUACAGUGGACAUCUUGAAACAGCUCAGUGGUGAGGAAAUUUCUCGCAAGCCACCUGUUGGAAAGCCUGGCGACAGGAUUGGGCGACUUGCAACACACAUAUUAAAGCAACAAAGCUACUAUCCUCUAUAUCCUCCUGCUGCUGGUGUGCCAUUGGACUUCUCACUUGCUAAGGAAGCCCUGGAAAUCUCAUCGGCUCCAGAUGUUCUCCUGCUUACUUCCGAUCUUGCUCCAUUUGUGAAGGUGCUUUCCCUUGGGGAAGGCAGCGAUGUUCAGAAACAGUUUAUUUGCAUGAACCCUGGGAGGUUGGCAAAGGGAAUUGGUGGGGGCACAUUUGUGGAGCUUUACUACAAUGAGGACACCGACAGGACGAAGGCCUCCAUCAUCCGCAUAUAGUUUUCCUGCCGGAGCAUAUCACCUAACAUGAAAAGAGGCUGAUUCAUCUGCUGGAAAAUUUACCAAAGGCCUGGGGUCUUGUUUGCCACCAGUAACCACCCAACAGGAAGGAUUUAAGUGCAUGCAAGCUGAGCAAGGAAAGCCAUAUCAGCGUUUUAAGUUUUGCUUAGCUUAUGGCAGCAUUUCUGCUGUAACCAAGUACCGAGUAGAAGAUUGACAUUAUUGUCAACUAACAACUGAUCUGAUCGUUUCUCCGGUUUCCGUACUAUUGUAUAUCAGGAACUAGUUGGUCCAUCCUAUUGUAUAUCAGGAACUACUUGGUCCAUCCUAUUGCUGUUUCCUCCCCCAUAGCAUUAUUACGGUUCCAUGCUUACUGGCAGUUUCUAUCCAGAGUGUUAA